Camelina sativa (false flax) is the source of this 1885-nucleotide messenger RNA. Its product is annotated as serine/threonine-protein kinase ZRK1. Gene Ontology annotation, molecular function: ATP binding; protein serine/threonine kinase activity. The record is from RefSeq and is a predicted model, not a curated record. Gene Ontology annotation, biological process: protein phosphorylation; cell surface receptor signaling pathway. NCBI's taxonomy places the organism in Eukaryota, Viridiplantae, Streptophyta, Magnoliopsida, Brassicales, Brassicaceae. Gene Ontology annotation, cellular component: plasma membrane.
GUUUGGGAUCAGAAAGAAACAGAGCUUUUUGACUUUGAGAAGCUUUUAGGUAAAUAAAGGUGUCCUUUUUAUUCAUCUCACUAACAAAAGGUUAAUACUUGCUGAAGGAAACUAAUGAAGAAGCAGUAUAUGAAAUCUGGGUCUGGGACAAGGAAGGAGAAGGACAAGAAGAAGAGGUGGUUCUUGGACAACGGAAGCAACUUCUUAAGAGAACUUAUCGCUGACUGUAACGGUAAGUCCAUUCCUAUUCGCAGCUUUUCUCCUGAGCAGAUCUUGAAAGCUACCAACGAUUUCGAUUCGAGUUGUUUUGUCUCGAAAGAUGUAUACUAUAAGUGGUAUAGAGGUGAAAUCGAAGACAGACCUUACAUGAUCAAGAGAUUCUCUGAGGAUGAAAUUACAGGACACAGAGUUGAUGAAGUUUAUAAUGAUAUUGUCUUGUCUGCUCGGAUGAGCAAUCACAGCAACUUUCUCAAACUGUUGGGAUGUUGUCUCGAAUUCACUUUUCCUGUUCUUGUGUUUGAAUUCGCAGAACAUGGAGUUUUGAAUCAGCGAGGAGGUAUUGUGGUUAACGGUGAGGAGUCUUUGUUGCCAUUGAGUUUACGGUUAAAGAUUGGGAAAGAGAUUGCUAAUGCUGUGAGUUAUCUUCACAUGGCGUUCCCUAAGAUCAUCAUACACAGAGAUGUUAAGCCAAUGCAUGUUUUCUUGGACAAGAACUGGACAGCAAAGUUUUCUGAUUUAUCCUUCUCGAUCUCUCUCCCUGAGGGCAAAUCAAGAAUAGAAGCUGAAAGAGUUUUGGGAACAUUUGGGUAUGUCGAUCCAUUAUAUCAUACCACGAGUUUUGUGACUGAAUAUACAGAUGUUUACAGCUUUGGAAUCUGUUUGCUGGUUAUUUUUACUGGUAAACCGGCUGUCAUCACUAUUUCCAAUGGAGAUCUACAAGGUAUUCUUAGCUAUGUGAGAGGCUUAUAUGAGAAUGGGAAGCUCGAUGAAGUAAUAGAUCCACUGUUGAUGAAAGAUAUCACUAGUGGUCAAAGGUUGCAAGUCGAAGCGUGUGUGGUCCUUGCUUUGAGAUGUUGCGAGAAGAGAGAUGAAGACAGACCAAAGAUGAUCCAAGUAGCUAAAGAACUCAAGCGGAUUGAAACAUCAUUGAGUAAUUCUAGCUAGAGGAACUCAAGGAACUUGAUGAGAUAAACUUUGAGAUAUCUUCGCGGAGUAGGCAUCACAAGAACACUCAGAUUCUUAAAUACAAGAGAUAUCGACUGCCUAAGAAUACUUCCAUUUGCAGUAUUGAAUGCUCGGGAAUGUCAUCACUCACGCUAUUUAACAUCUACUGGUCUAUCAGAUCAGUCAACAAACCUCGCUCCAGAAACUUUCCACUGUAUCAUGCCACACAUUUUGUUACAGAAUAUACCGAUGUGUUGGUUAUUUUCACUAGAAGACCAGCUCUCUCGUUUUUACUGGAUCUGAUGCGGAUUACGAAGGUAAUCUUGGUUAGUUGGUUAUGUGAAAGACGUAUAAAGCUUGGUGAAGUAAUUGAUCCAAUGAUAAUUAAAAGGCAGCAGGAGUGGUCAAAGAUUGCAGUGGCUAUAUAUGUGUUUUACUUGCGGUGAGAUGCUGCGAGGAGGGACCGAGAGAGACGAAGACAGACCAAAGAUGAUCCAUAUAGACUGUAUAGCUAAAGAACUCAAGCGGAUUGGGACGUCACUUUUGAGAUCCUGACUACGCAUCCUCUGUUCUGAUAUAAAGUCUACUUAACUUUGAUUGCAUUUGAAUUCUUGUCAAUGUACUUUUUAGUAUCUGUGUCAGUGUGUGACAUGUGAUUGUGAAUUCGAAGCAGAUUCUACAAGAACAUGACUGAAAAUGGGAGCUUUUCAUUUUGCUUAUA